Molecule: messenger RNA, 254 nt
Organism: Drosophila obscura
Lineage: Eukaryota; Metazoa; Arthropoda; Insecta; Diptera; Drosophilidae
Exons: 1
Coding region: 22-168 (48 amino acids)
Source: RefSeq, a predicted model, not a curated record
GCAACAACUCGAUUGCUCAAGAUGAUUGCUACGACGGUGUGCUUUUACCUGGUGCUGCUUGCCGCAUUCCUGAUCUUGAUGGCCCCCACUUCGGAGGCAUGCUUCAUCCUACUGGCCUGCCUCUUGGGCUCUCCGCUGUGUCCCUACAACACCACUGCCGCCGGAUGAUGAAAGGCGCAAUCCAAAUCCAAAUCCAAUCCUAAUCUAAUCUGAGUCCGCCCACCGCAGCCAAUAAAAGAAUUUUGCAUUGAAAA